Molecule: messenger RNA, 2032 nt
Organism: Drosophila persimilis
Lineage: Eukaryota; Metazoa; Arthropoda; Insecta; Diptera; Drosophilidae
Exons: 2
Coding region: 77-1675 (532 amino acids)
Source: RefSeq, a predicted model, not a curated record
AAAAUUUAAGAAAACGGAAAGUUCGCGAGAAAAUGCCCUGUGUCUGAGAAAUCCUAGCCGUGAAAGAGUGGUCGCCAUGGACAAGAUUCUGGAAGAGGUCAAAGGCAAUGUACAAAAGAAGUUUAACGAGGUUCGCGCGGCGCUGCAUAUGCGCGAGAAGCUGCUGCUGCGACAGCUGGAGGUCAUCGCCAACACCCAGCAGCAGCAGAUGCAGCUAAAGGCGUCGCCUGUGGACAGCUCGGAUAGUGCGGACCAGGGCGGUGUCCGCUUCAUCACUGGCGAUGGGGACGAGGAGGAGAAGCUGCUGGCAGCCAUUCGCAGCUUUGGCCACUUCCUGCUGGACAACAGCAACAUGCAGCUGGCGCUGCAGGAUUAUCGGAACACCGGACUGCGCAGUGAGGACUACAUCGAGCCGCUGGACGACCACGAUACGAUGUACAAAUACCUGCAGGACCGCAAGAUCUCCUACUAUGACCUGGAGGACGAGGCGCAGCCCGAGGCCAUUGUGGUGGACUUCUCGGGGAACAAGAGUGUCGUCGAGGAGAACGCCAAGCGUUCCAUUAUCAACAUAACGCUGCAGGAAGCCAAGGAACUGAUACGCAAGGCAAAGAUAAAGCGCGAUUCCCACGUGCCUGUGGCCGUGCCGCCGCUCAAUCUGGAAGAGCUGGACGAUGAGCUGGAGUCGUCAAUAGCCGAUGCUGUCUCCAGUCUGGGCCGAGAGACGGCCAAGUCGAAGAGCAGCUGCCUCGAGCUGCCAUCGGCUGAUCCCCCCACCAAGCCCAAGGGCCGCAAGCAGCGCUUCAAACCAAAAAUCACAAUCAACAACUGCAACGGCACCAUCAACCUGCGCAACAUCGCCAGCCUGACGAUCAACUGCGCCACCGAGGAGGCCGUCAGUGCGGAGAUACCGAUCGUGAAGUCUGCCGACUCCAGCAGCAACACCGAUCACUCCCACUCGCACUCUCAAUCGCAGUCGCAGUCGCAUUCCACUCCGACAACCACCGCCUCCAGCUCGAACUAUUCGAGCAACGCGAGCUCCCGUUCGCAGUCGAAGAAGCAGUCGAAGAAGAAUGCUAGGCCGGCGGCACAGACGGUGGAGGAGCCGCCAAAGCAGCAGGCCUCCAGCUCUGGCCAGUCAACACCGACCCCCAGGAACGGGUAUCGUUUUCAGGAGGUAGACACUCACGACGUCACCUGCGACUUCUACAAUCGCCUGCUCAACGAGAUCAAGAAGAGCAUGAAGGAGAAGCCGCGGCGCCCAUACAACAAUGUGCCAGAGCCAGAGCCAGAGCCAGAGGCACCCACAACGACCUCGUCUGUGCAGACAGCAGCCGCCGAUUCUAGCUGCGAUGCCAACUCCAACACAGUGCAGCCGUCGAGGCAAGAAGACGUGUCCAUAUCCAGCAGCACCACCACAACCACCAACACCCAGAGCCAAAGCCAGGCCACAGAGUCGGUGUCGGGGUCACAGAUAGCGCCGGGGAGGCGCUUAGUCCUCAAGAACUUCGAGAACUUGAAGAUCAUCCUAGAGGCAAACAGUGGGGACGAGGACUCCUUCCAUCCGGUGCAAAUCGAGCAGUGGCUGGCCGAGAUCAUAUCUGAAACGGACCUGGAGCCGAUGCAAAACACGGACAUUCUCGAGCACAGCCAGAUCAACAAUACCGAAAGCCCCUAGGCAGGCAGGCAGGCAGGCCAGGCAGCAUCCCAGCGAUAGCCAUAAUCCCACAUAAAUCGCAAUCAAUCCUUAAAACGCACUCAGUAUUCUCCCCCACAUAUACACAUAUUCACGACUAUUCGUACGUAGCUAUAGUUUCCCCUUGAAUUAGUUGUUUUAUCUCGAUCUGAGGACCCCCCUCAUGUACUUAUUGCAUUUGAUUUUGUGAUUUUAUCGUUUUGUAAGACUUGAAAGUGUACCAAUUUUAUGAGCCACUAGGCCUAGGCUAGCAUGUAAGAGCUGUAGGCAGUGUUCACUGUUCGCCACAUCAUACAUACAGUUAUAUAAAUAUAUCUCUAAUCGAAAUCGAAAUCGAAA